Molecule: messenger RNA, 294 nt
Organism: Drosophila novamexicana
Lineage: Eukaryota; Metazoa; Arthropoda; Insecta; Diptera; Drosophilidae
Exons: 2
Coding region: 78-284 (68 amino acids)
Source: RefSeq, a predicted model, not a curated record
AACCGAUGAGCUAGGCAUAUGGAAGUAGUUAUGUGCCUGAGUAGAGUUUCGGUCCAAAAUUUAGAAGCUUGUUAGGGAUGUCCGAUGUCAAUUGGGCUGCCUACAACGCUUUUCGCUGCGAUCUGGCAAAAGUGCAUAAGACUUUCAGUUGUUGCACUCAAACGGAGUUCACCGAGGAGGUUGGCACAAUAACCGAGCUUUCGCUGGGCUGCAAAUUCUUGGGCGGACCUGUGCCCCGGAAGAUCUUGGCACCCGCCCGUCAUAACAAUGGAAAAGGUGAAUAAUCAAGAAAUU